Klebsormidium nitens is the source of this 813-nucleotide messenger RNA. The record is from the annotation of a GenBank genome assembly. NCBI's taxonomy places the organism in Eukaryota, Viridiplantae, Streptophyta, Klebsormidiophyceae, Klebsormidiales, Klebsormidiaceae.
AUGGGGGACCGAGGCAGGCGCCACCGAGCCACCGAGGAGGGGCAGCGGAGCAAGAGAGGAAGGAGCCCACAGACAACGGUCCAGCAGAGGCGGCGCGACGAAGAAGCAGAGCGGUGGGAGGCGCAGCCGGAGCACCAGAAGAGCGGCGCGGGAAGGCUAGCCAUGGACAUCACUCGGCUGCUUCAGCAUCCGAGUAUUGAGUCGACGACUGGAAUCUCUGCCGAAGAGAAGCAAGACCUCGCACUCGUUUUCAUCAAGGCGUUUAAGGAUGAAGGCAAUGCUUUUCCGAUUGACUUCGAUGAGGUCUGGACGUUCUUGGAAUACUCGACAAAGGGGAAUGCACUUCAAAAAUUGAAGCGGAACUUCAAGGAAGACAUCGACUACAUUGUACGGAAAGGGACACCGUACACGAGCUUGGGCUCGUCGCCAAAGCGCGGUUCGACUCCGGACCGCUAUCUUCUAACAACAAAAGCCUUUGAGUUCUUCUCCAUGAGCACAACCGGGAGCAAGGGGGAUCGGGAACGGGUUCUGACUGGCAAACACCUUCGCGAGAAAAGUGGCCACCCGAACAACCUUUCCAGUCUCAUCCUUCAAUUCUUCAUCCUGCAAUCUGUCCAAGAACAGGGACAGCUCCGCCGCAAAGGCCUUCGGAAACGCGUCUCCAUGCUGUUUCCAGCUCUUGCGCAACCUUUCGGCAUGAGCCUCUGUUUGAAGGUCCCUUUCCCAAGGAUCCUCGUAGGUCAUCCAAAGCCUCUGGGCCGGUAUCCGGCCGGUCUCUGCUACAUCACGCAACACCCAAGAGAUGACGACUGA